Messenger RNA from Solanum verrucosum, 1258 nucleotides. Its product is annotated as probable serine/threonine-protein kinase PBL28. Bases 96 to 1181 code for a protein of 361 amino acids. The record is from RefSeq and is a predicted model, not a curated record. Gene Ontology annotation, biological process: protein phosphorylation. Gene Ontology annotation, molecular function: ATP binding; protein kinase activity. The transcript is spliced from 7 exons. NCBI's taxonomy places the organism in Eukaryota, Viridiplantae, Streptophyta, Magnoliopsida, Solanales, Solanaceae.
UAUUCUUUUCUCCAUCAAAGUUUACUGUCUUAUCAAAUGUAAUACAUCAUUGAACACACAAGCAAGCAUCUGAAUCUAUUGAAAGAACAGUAAUCAUGCCUUUUGGUUUGGUGUCAGCGUGGAACAAACGUAGGAGAAGCAAGUCUGAGGAUAUGCUAAAUCCUUGGAUAUAUAAACCUGUAGAAUAUUGGCAAAUCGAAGACCAGAAUCCACCUGCAGCAAAGAGACGCCAUGGAUCAUCAGUUUUCACACUCAAAGAAAUGGAGGAGGCAACAAAUUCUUUUAGUGAUGACAAUCUACUUGGAAAAGGAGGAUUUGGUCGAGUUUAUAAGGGCACACUGCGGUCUGGAGAGAUUGUAGCAAUCAAGAAAAUGGAUCUACCUUCAUUCAAGGAAGCAGAAGGCGAGCGCGAGUUUCGUGUGGAAGUCGAUAUUUUGAGCAGACUGGAUCAUCCUAAUCUGGUAUCACUAAUAGGAUAUUGUGCAGAUGGAAAGCACAGAUUUCUAGUCUAUGAGUAUAUGCACAAGGGGAACCUUCAAGAUCAUUUAAAUGGGAUUGCAGAGGUGAAGAUGGAUUGGCCCUUAAGGCUAAAGGUAGCUAUUGGGGCAGCAAGAGGACUUGCAUAUCUGCAUUCAAGUUCAGCUGUUGGAAUUCCUAUAAUUCAUAGGGACUUCAAAUCCACCAAUAUUCUUUUGAACACUAGUUAUGAUGCAAAGAUAUCAGAUUUUGGACUUGCAAAGUUGAUGCCAGAGGGGCAGCAAUCAUGUGUGACAUCUAGGGUACUUGGUACUUUCGGCUAUUUUGACCCUGAAUAUACACUGACCGGAAAACUCACUUUACAAAGUGAUGUUUAUGCAUUUGGUGUUGUUAUGCUGGAGCUUUUAACCGGACGCAGGGCUGUGGAUCUCACUCUUGGACCAAGUGAUCAGAAUUUAGUACUACAGGUGAGACAUAUAUUGAAUGAUAAGAAGAGGCUGCGUAAGGUGAUUGACCCUGAGAUUAGCAGGAGCUCAUACACAAUGGAGUCUAUCACCAUGUUUGCUAACCUAGCAUCUCGCUGUGUGAGAACCGACAGUAGCGAAAGGCCCUCAAUGGUAGACUGCAUCAAAGAACUUCAGCUGAUCCUCCACACGAAUACGAAAGGGCUAAGUAUGACUAUGCAUACAUUCAGAAUGAUCUAAGACCUUCUCAGAUUGACAUGGAUGACACAAAAUCUAAUCAAUAUGCGCCAAGAAGGAUUCUUCCAAUUCAGAAUUUG